This is a messenger RNA of Varanus komodoensis (Komodo dragon), 1964 nucleotides long. Its product is annotated as la-related protein 6-like. Lineage: Eukaryota; Metazoa; Chordata; Lepidosauria; Squamata; Varanidae. Bases 212 to 1651 code for a protein of 479 amino acids. Gene Ontology annotation, biological process: RNA processing. Gene Ontology annotation, cellular component: nucleus. Gene Ontology annotation, molecular function: mRNA binding. The transcript has 5 exons. The record is from RefSeq and is a predicted model, not a curated record.
GAUUCAUGUGAUGCUCAAGUUUGGUGGCAUAUAUGAGUUGUGGCACUUGGUGCUAAGUGAUAAAGUGAGAAGAUCAUUGCAGAGCCAAUAAGCAACAGAUGGAGCCAACAGGAGGAGGAAUAUAUCGGUGCACACACACAUAUAUUUAUAUUACACAAGCUGGCACACAACGCUUAAUAAGACCAAACAUGAUGAAGCACCUUGAGGUGCAAUGGCCUUAAGGUUUGACUCCCAGAUGAAAUGUAGUACUCCAGUUCCAGUCCAAGGGGGGCCAUUCUCUGCUCUCCAUUUCUUUCCUCGCUCAAGCAGAUCUUUCCCUUUGCUGAGCCAAGAGGAGCUUGUGGAGUCCUUGAAUGGGAGUCCCUAUGACAUGAAUGACUUCAGCCCUGGCCUGUUUGAGAGCAGUGACUGCUCCUUGCCUGAUUCACAGCUGGUCAGAAGGAUUGUGUCGCAAGUGGAGUUCUACCUUUCUGAUGAGAACUUGUCCAAAGAUGCCUUCCUCCUGAAGCAUGUCCAGAAGAACAAGAUGGGCUUUGUCAGCAUUAAACUCCUGACAUCUUUUAAAAAGGUGAAGUACUUAACCCGAGAUUGGCGAGUGACACUCUAUGCUCUGCAGUUCUCUGACCUGCUAGAAGUAAAUGAAGAAGGAACAAAGGUGAGGAGGAAGAACCCCAUUCCAGGGUAUCUGGUGAACAUCCCUCCAAGUAAAAUGCUACUGGCCUGGAAUGUCCUUCCCUAUGAGCAAACCAUUUCUGCCUCAGUUGUGUUCCAGACUACCUUUCUUGAUAAGAUCACCAAGCUGUUUGGGCCAUUUGGUGACAUCAGCGCUAUACGCAUUAUCCGCCCCGGCAAGAAGCUCCCUUCAGAUGUGAAGAAAUAUUCCUCGCGGUACCCUGAACUCUUGACCAAGUGUUGCGCUUUGGUGGAGUAUGAGAGUUUGGAGAGUGCUCGGAAGGCUUUUGAGGAGCUUGGCCACAACCAAGUCUCAUGCUCUGGGGAAGCCAUUAAAGUAGCCAGCCUCUCUGGAAGGGGUUCCAAAAAGAAGAGUUUUGCCAAUCAGGAAGAUGGUGAAGAGACUGAAGAGAUGGAGAAGGCAUCUAGAAAGUGGACCACCAUGUUGCCAGAAGGCCUCAGACAUGCUCUUGAAGACUCUUCCUUGUACAGCUCAUCUACCGAGUCAGAUAGUACCCCGGUUUCUACUCCUAUCCUACCUCGGAAUUUCCUUUCUGCUCCAGUAUGGCCAACCACCAGCUUCUGCAACUCUGCUAGGCAGGCAUUCAAACCAAAUUUCUUCAGCAUCCCAUAUGCAGGCCCUUUUCCGCUACACAAGUCACUGGCUUGGCCAUUUUGCCCUUCCCCCCUCUCUGUACCCAAGCUGGGCAAUGUUACUUCUGAAUUACAAAAGUCAUCUGACUCCUGCUGGGACAGUAGGGUAGGCACUGGGAACUUGUGGAUGCCAAAAAGGCGUGGAGCAGUCUGCAGUCAGCUCCUCCCACUGAAACCAGAGCCCUUGAGCACAGUGGCUGAUUCCAGAAGGAUGUCUGAAUCACUUGGUGUUCAGACGGGAGUGAUCCGCCUUCCUCAAGGACCAGAUGGUACCAGAGGUUUCUACAAUACCAUUGGGAGGGGGAAAUUUGUGUUGCGACAUUAAGCUUUAUGGCAAAUUUAUAUAAAGUAAAUGCACUAUUUCUGCAGUGGCUUCAAAUCCAAUGGAUUCUGGAUUCUGAUCUGUCAGAGCUCUAGGGCUAUAGAGACUGCUGGCUUACACAGUGGGAGGAUGCUUGAGUGCUGCUAGUCUCUUUGGCCCCCUCUUUUUCUUUUUUCUUUUUCUUUUUCUUUUUCUUGGAAUUUGACCUUUUGCAUUGAUGAUAGGCUACUGAAUAUGAAGUCUGAAUUAUUACAAUACAGAAUACUAAGGCAGAGUUAUGGGUAAGAUUAAAUUUGGAAUGCUUGACUUCUAUUGC